CUUGUUCAUCAUGCCCUCCAAACUCGCCCUUGUCCUCGCAGCAGCGACUUUCGCCUCCGCGCAAAACAUCACGGUUGCAAAUCUGACUACAGGCGCCAAUUGUGCCUGUACCGAACUGGCGGCUACCUACGGCGAUUUGGUGAUAACGUCGAAUGCAUCGACUUAUACAGCUGAGGCGACUGAUUAUUGGGAUAUCCGAGCUGAUUUGCUGCCGGGUUGUAUCUUCAUGCCUACCGAUGCGGACCAAGUUGCAGUCAAAAUUUUGACUCCCCCACAGUUCCCCGGCUCCAACAUCAAUGGCGGUGUCCUCUUAGCCCUGAACAACAUGACCACCAUCACAAUCGCCGCUGACAACAGCACCUUCGACGUUUCGCCCGGAAACCGCUGGGUCGACGUCUACGAGGCUCUCACUCCCUACGGCUUGUACGCAAUCGGCGGCCGUCUCAAAACCAUUGGCGUCCCAGGUCUCGAGCUCAUCGGCGGCUUCCACUACCUGAUCAACAAAUACGGCUAUGCAAUGGACAACGUGCUCUCCUACGACGUUGUCCUCGGAAACGGCACCCAAGUAGUCGUCAACUCAACUUCCAACCCCGACCUCUUCUGGGCCUUGAAAGGCGGUGCUAACAACUAUGGCAUCGUGACGAAAUUCACGGUUAUAGCUCUCCCGAUCCCGUAUAUCAGUACCACGAUCCAGACGUUCAACGAAUCUGCUGUUCCGGCUUUCAUUGAUGCCACGGCUAACUUUGCGGCGAAUAAUCCUCCGGAUAUAGCUGCUGGGUCUGUGAUCAGUAUUACGUACAACCAGACGACUGGGGAGAUUGUGCCGAGUUUGUUGGGUGUGCAGGAGGGGACUGAGUCGCCCCCAUCUCGAUUUGCAAAUUUCUCGGCUAUCCCAUCGACGUUGGCGUUGAAUAAUGUGUUGACGCCAAUCGAGUGGCAUUCGCAGCUCGAUCCGCCGAAUCAGAUGUUUCGUGUACAAUUCGCUAGCAAGACGAUGAAGCCCAAUUCGACGCAACUUUAUCAAAUUUACGAGGCUUGGAAGAGCGCCUUGGAAGACGUUAGUGAUGUCGAGGGACUCGUCCCGACGUUCGUUAUGAAUACUAUGCCUGCGUCCGCUGCGAGCGUUGCGAUGACGAACGGGGUUGGUAAUACGUGGGGUCUCGAUGAUACUCAAUCUUAUAUCAUCUUCCAAUACUCCACGGGCUGGGCCAACGCAUCAGACGAUCUUCGCAUGUUGAACUGGGCGAGCAAAAUGCUUGAUUACUGGCACCUACAGAACCAGGAGUUGGAAUUAGCGUCCGAAUUUGUCUAUAUGGGUGAUGCGGGAGACUUUCAGGAUCCGUUUGCCGGGUUUCCGUUGGAGAAUGUGCAGAAGAUGAGGGAGAUUAGGGAUGUGUAUGAUCCGUUGGGGACGUUUAAGAGGUUGAAUUGGGGUGGAUUUAAGCUGGGAAAUUAGAGAGUGGUUGAAGGUGUCUGUGGAGAUGGAGGGUGUAUGCUGGCUGCUUUGUUUGAGUAGGGUAGGAGACCUAGAUGGUGCAACUAAUUUGAAAGUUGCUCCUUUCCGGCCAAUGUUGGUCGAUUCAUGACGAAAUUUCUUGUAAAUACAAGCCUUGAAAUAACAUAUUCGCUAUUUUGAUACCGUCUUUUCAUAAAAUUCAGAGUAUGGUUUCGUUGAUUAAAUGUAGCCAUACUUGCGCCCGAAGUGUAGUUGAAUUCUUGGCUUGUUCUUCAGGUAAUUCAAAGUUGUUGCUGUGGCGAUGAACUUUCAACAGGCAGGUUAGGAUUCAAGCAUCAGUGCCGAGAUAAGUUAU
Mollisia scopiformis is the source of this 1811-nucleotide messenger RNA. RefSeq names its product FAD-binding domain-containing protein. The record is from RefSeq and is a predicted model, not a curated record. Gene Ontology annotation, molecular function: FAD binding. The transcript has 4 exons. The coding region runs from base 11 to 1456 and encodes 481 amino acids. NCBI's taxonomy places the organism in Eukaryota, Fungi, Ascomycota, Leotiomycetes, Helotiales, Mollisiaceae.